AUGGACGGCGCCGCCUCCUACGACCCACCAGGUGGGUAUGAGUCGUCGACCGCGGUGACGCCCGCCGCAAAGACUCUGAACCAGCUCCAUCACGAGCUCGAGCCCUUGGUAUGAUUUCCUAUGUCCCCCAGUUUCCACUCAGCACUAACACUCGCUAGGCUAUCGACGUAGGCACGCUCAUCAUGCUCGUCCUCAACGUCGCAGUUCUGAUUGUGGCGGUCUUGCUGUGCGUGCUUCUCUUCAUCUUCGUGCUCUGCUGGCUUUGCCUGUUUUGGCUCCAGGCUCGCUUGCUGCUUGGCGCCUCCUUCGCGCUGCAGGCUUGCAUGCAGGAGCCUGUCACGAGCUGCGGGAGCCAGACGCAAGCUCCAGACGACACGGACUCUGAAUAUCAAACCGCAUCCGAAGGCACGGACUCCGAAUAUCAAACCGCCUCCGAAGGCACAGACCCGCAGCAGUACAGUAACGACCAGGAUGAGACUUCCGAGCACGAUGUAGAGCUCUUCGACCAGGAGAACUUGGCACAGCAGGCUCCGGAUGAAGGAGUCGAUAGCCAGGAAAGAGUCAAUGAUGACGAUGCAAGCGAAGUGAACCUGCCAAAUCACGAGAGCCAUGCCAUCAUGGAAUCCUCUGGCGAUCAGUGGCCAUCUCCUGAGGCUCCGGCAGUGCAGGAGCAGCCACAAGCAAAGCGCGACCAGGCUGAAUGGAUGGCAGAGCCGCUCUCGUCAGGCCCAGAAGGAAUUACAGGAAGAGACGAGUCUCAAGUCUUGAGCGAGCAGUUGCAGUCUGCCGAUAAGGUCUCGAAUGAGCGUGCUCCCAAUACCCAGCCGCCGUCUCGUUUCAGCGCUGAGCAACUCGAGGCUGCGAGGAAUUUCAUGGCAGAAGCUACACCACCGCAACCAAAAGCGAAGGCCGGGAGAUCAACCCAGCCACCAAGACGCUACCAGCCAGCCCAGGCUCGUGGCCCCAGUGGCCGACAGGCGUUGCAGCAUCCAGUAGAUCGGCCCUCCCGUCCACAGGCCAGCGCGACGACAACGAAUCGCGCUCCCAUGCUCCCGCCAAACCCCGACGCUGCAGUUCCGCCUCAUUUGCGCAAACUCCAAGCAGCCCAGGCAAAGCAAGUCGACUUUCCCACCGCCGGCUCCGGCCGUGAAGCUCGAGCUACUUCACACGACCUUUCUGGUCGUGUUGGUAACGCAGCGACGGCUGUGAAUGGGCCGGAUCCUUUGUAUGCCGAUGAGAAUCAAGCGCCGAAGCUGCACGCACGCACCGUAUUCCACCGCCCAGAAGCAUUCUCGAAGCCGGACACGAACGCAUUGCAGGCGACCCAUCAUGCCGCACGUGGCCCCACGACUGGUAUCACGGCAAAGAGCUUGCCUGCUGCUGAGAAAGAGACCCAAGAUACCCUACCACUCGCUCUCGCUCUUCCAGCUAUGGACCUUGAGCAGGCUGACGGCGAUCUUUUAGGUGCCGACACUGCUCCGAAAGCGCCAUCCAGUCUUUCGCCCAACACCGCUCCAGUGCGCCUGUCUACUGCGGAAGAGCUAAUAUCCCUAGACACUGUCCAGACGCCUUCAAACGCUCAAACCGUCCUGUGCUCGCAGUGUGAUAGGUGGACCGCCCAGCCCUCACGCAUGGGCCAAUACGGACUCUGCAUGCAUUGUGCGUCUGCCAUGCCCAAGAUCGAGCAUGCGAAGCAGGUCAUUACAGGCAAGACCAGUGAGGCCUUUUCAGCGAAGACCACUAAGGGCAAGGAGGCACGAGCCCCUCCCGGACUAGGCGCCGCACAAUCAGACCGCCAGGGUGAGUUUGAUCUUCUACUCGCGGGAGAGGCAACUGCAGCGUCUGUUGCGGAGUCUGAUACUGUCAAGCACCGACGUGGCGAGCAAGAGACCAGCCCGCCUUCAGAGACUGAAGUCGCCGAAUCUGAUGUCGCCAACCAGGGUCUUACACCACCGGCGUCAGAAGUCCAGGACGAAGAAGCUGCCACACAGACUCCACCACAGCAAGGUACCAGACGAGAGAAGAAAGCUGCGCGCGGUACCGCGCGCGAAGCCCUCAAGGAGGCUUGGUGCGACAGAGAAUUAGCACGCUCCCGCGUGGUUGACGGAUGGUCAUACGAGGAUGCACAAGAGUUGGUUGAGGCCACGAGACGAUACAUGGGGAAGCGAAAUGCCCUCAUGGAAGUUUCGAAGAAUCAUCAACUCGAGGAUGACGAUGCCAAGUUCUAUCCAUCCUUUCGCGAGGCCGAUUGCAUGAAGCCAAAGCACAGUCCAGUGACCAAAGUGGAGUUGAGUGAUUUGAAGAAGAGGAGAGCUGCAGAGAAGCUUGCUACGGACGGUGCAGAGUCCACCAAGGCUGAUGCGUCUCAAGGAGCUGCCGUUGAUGCUGAGUCUGAGGCUCUCGAGAAUAUGAAAGCGGCGAGAAGACUUAGGCAGAAUGCCCUGGACCACUUCGAGCCGGCGAUGCAUCCGUCGAACCCUGGAUAUGCACAGUGGAAGAAGGAAGGCGAUGCGAAGCUUGCGCGCGCCAACUCGCACUAUAAGAAGAAGAGGGAGAAAUUGGUCGCGGACAUGGGGGGAAGUUUGCCGUCCAAGCUGGCACUCGAGUUCCCUGGUAUCUGA
Lecanosticta acicola is the source of this 2621-nucleotide messenger RNA. NCBI's taxonomy places the organism in Eukaryota, Fungi, Ascomycota, Dothideomycetes, Mycosphaerellales, Mycosphaerellaceae. The record is from the annotation of a GenBank genome assembly.